Molecule: messenger RNA, 1921 nt
Organism: Drosophila suzukii
Lineage: Eukaryota; Metazoa; Arthropoda; Insecta; Diptera; Drosophilidae
Source: RefSeq, a predicted model, not a curated record
CUUGCAUGUUUUUAUUCUAUGUACAUACGGAUUAUUAGCAUAUUAGCUUAACAAUUGCACUUGUUUUCUUUUAGAAAUGAAUGCACAAUUAUUUUACGGUAGUUUGCAAUACGUGAACGAAAUCGAUGAUCCGUUUCUAAGUGAUGAUGACAGCAUAGCCGAUUCCGAAGACAAAGUUGUUGAAAAUCAAAAAAUCCAAGAGGAAGAUCUUUAUAUUUCGGAGACCGAUGAAAGUAGUUCCGAUGAGAUCUGUGAAAAGCCGUGCACUUCUAAAGCAAAGCCAAAGCCAGUGCCAAGAAAAAAUACAAAAGCACCGAUAUGGAAAGCUGGUCACUUACCACCGUAUUUGGAUGAGACCUUUCCAUUUCAAGGAAAUACCAAUCAUUCAACUUGUAUCAAUGAACUGGAGACACCGGCAGACUUUUUUAAUUUUUUUUUCAACGACGAUCUGAUGAAUUUCUUGGUUGAUCAGUCAAAUCUAUAUGCACUCCAAGUUGAUAUAAAUAAGCCCGCUAGUAUUACUGGAAUCUAUCUAUUGGAAUUCGGCUCUUGGUCAAGAAAUUAUACAUGGCACAAUGAAUUGCAACCGAUGAGUUGCACUUUAACAAUAAUACCGAUAAUAAUAACGAUAUGAAGUUGGCAGGGGAAACCGGGUUUGACAAGAUUCGCCCGGUGCUGGACAAAAUCCGUAAUCAAUUACUGCUCGUACCUAAGGAAGAAUAUUUGGUGGUUGACGAGCAAAUUAUUCCCACGAAGUGCCGUCACCACUUAAAACAAUAUAAUCCCGCAAAACCUCACAUUUGGGGCUUCAAAAAUUUUGUCUUGAGUGGAGUAUCAGGUCUUAGCUACGACUUUAAUAUUUUUGUGAUACAUAUCCGGAGGGAGCGCCUAAUUUGGGAGUAAGCGAAAAUAUUGUAUCUAGGCUAUCGGCAACCGUACCAAAAGGAAAACACUACAAAUUAUUUUUCGACAAUUGGUUCAAUAGUCCAAAUCUUGAAGUCUACCUUAUGAAAAAUGGUAUAUUAGCUUUAGGUACGGUAAGAAUUAAUCGAGUACCCAAUUCAAAGAUGCCAACUGAAAAAGAGUUGAAAAGCCAAGGACGUGGAAGCGUGGUCGAAAAAGUAGCUAUGAUCGAUGGAGUUCAGCUUGGCCUCUUGGUUUGACAAUAAAGUAGUCAACAUUCUUUCUAGUUACGUGGGAAGCAAUCCUGUUACAACAAAAAAACGAUUCAGUAAGAAAGACAAAAAGUAUGUAGAAAUCAACUCUCCUAAGGCAGUUGAUGUUUACAAUAAUUAUAUGGGUGGCGUUGACUUACUGGAUUCUUUUCUUGGAGUUUAUAGAAUUCAAUUGCGCUCAAGAAAAUGGUAUAAGAAAAUAUUUUUUCACAUUAUUGAUAUGUGCGUAGUGAAUUCAUGGAUUCUAUGGCGUCGUAAGUCAGAUCAAUAUAUGCCACUCUUCGAUUUCAAGCUUUUAAUAGCUGAGCACCUGUGCAAGGCAGGAAAAGUAAAGAAGCGCGGACGACCUGCGAUGACUCCAACUUCAUCCCCGUGUACAAGUAGGGAAGGUACUCCUACUACCAGCAAAAGACGAAAGCGCCAGGAAAAUCCAUUGAAUUCUGUUCGGGAGGACCAUAUUGGGCAUUUUCCCACCUGGAAAAAGCAAAGGCAACUCUGCAAAAACGAUUGUUCUUUCCGCUCAUACACCUUUUGUGAGAAAUGUAUGUCGCAACCAGAUUCAAUAGUUCGUCGAGUCCAGUUUGAUUUGGAAGAAACCCCAUUGGUCUCUAAUUCAACUGAACGACAAAAGGCAGUGUUGAAAGGUAUGUUUUAAAACCCUACACUGAAAAUAGUAAUCGCCCCGAUUUUUAGAAAUUUGUCGUCAAUGUCGAUUUAUUUUAUAAAUAUUGAGUACGAUAAAUUUU